GGUCUGCCCAAUGCAUCCCCGGGGGUAAACUACCUGCCCUCCAGGACACCUAGAACACCCGAUGUCAUAGGAAGUCCAAAAAGAUCAUCAAGGACAUCAACCACACGAGCCAUGGCCUCUUCACCCUGCUAUUAUCCAGAAGGCGAGUCAUUUUCCUGAGGAGAAUAGCAGCCCAAUGACAGCUGAGAUUGAGGAUGCCCUAGUAUGAGCCGGAGGAGCAGUAGCAGCCCCAGCCUGUGGACCGUACUGCCUCAGAGUGGCCCUGCACCAUGUGAACGCUACAAGCACGCCUGCUGCUCCUACGGGGACAGUGUCUUUGUGUUGGGAGGGAGGGAGAGCCACUCGCUCAGGGACUUCUGGAGGUAUAAUGUUGUACGCAAUGAGUGGACAGAGUUGGACUGUAGCUGUGAGGCAGCACCUGAGGAGCUACAGGAACAUUCCAUGGUGGCCCAUCAGGGUGUUCUGUAUGUCUUCGGUGGAAUGAUUGAUUCUGCGUACACUAUAUGGAAAACCCCCCUCUGGGUGUUUGAUAUUGUGAAAGAGCAGUGGGUGUCCUGGCAGGAUAGGAACCCCCCUCAGAAUCAGGUGCCAGUCAACAGGAAGGGCCACAGUGCCGUGGUGUUUAGCUCUGCCAUGUACAUCUACGGAGGAUACAUUGACAUGAAAGCCUCAUCACAGGAGUUUUGGAAGUUAGAAUUUGACACUAUGUUGUGGUCCCUGCUGGACUGUACCCAGACAGAGGUGGGUCCAGGUCCCAGACACAGCCACUCUGCCAUGACACACCUGGACUGCAUGUACCUUUUCGGGGGUCUGAGAGGCCUGAGGGAGCAGAGGGAUCUGUGGAGAUGGAACUCUACCAGUCAUUCCUGGAGCUGUCUCAAUGCCACAUCAGGCCCCCCUAAGCUGGUGGGCCACUCAACUGUGGUCUACCGGGACAGCAUGCUUCUGUUUGGAGGAGGAGAGAGCCAGCACACACCCAGGAGCUGUCUAUGGAGGUACAGCUUCACCACCCAGACCUGGGGGAAGCUAGCCAUGCUACCCGGCUCCAACCCACCUCCCCACAGGAUCUACCACUGCUGUGCUGGCCUGGGCCCUAGCUACCAGCCUUCCGUGACCACAACCACCAGCACCACCCUGAUCCCCAGCACCACCAUCAGAAACAGACUUGACAGCAAGAUACGGCCGUUCAAGAACAAAUGCUCCCCAUCCUCCUCAAAGACAGAGGGCACUAUAGAGCUGGAGACGUUUAGUAGCUCGGAGAAGCUAUUGACUGAAGUGGAGGACUAUUGUAAUGGUCUAAGUGGGAAUGACACUCAGCGGUUUGGGAAUUGUCUGACCUUUGAGAACCAGGAGGCCUUCAGUAAGCAGUGGAGCUGUGAGAAUAUAGAGGAGGAUGGUCCAGGUAAACCAGAGGAGAGCCAUGAGAGCAUAGCACAAAACCUGCCUGAUUUGCUACUGGUGCUGGGGGGAAAGCCCUUAGUUAGACACACGGUCAUCUCUGUGUGGCAGAUGACAUUGGCUGACUUCUGAGCUUUGAGAGAAGGAAUGGCAUUUUAUAAACUACAGUGCCUUGGAGAGUAUUCAUCCCCCUUAGCGUAUUUCCUAUUUUGUUGCGUUACAACCUGUAAUUUAAAUAGAUUUUUGGCGGGAUUUCAUGUAAUGGACAUACACAAAAUAGUCCAAAUUGGUGAAGUGAAAUGAAAAAGAUUACUUGUUUCAAAAAUACAUUUAAAAAAUGGAAAAGUGGUGCAUAUGUAUUCAACCCAUUUGCUAUGAAGCCCCUAAAUAAGAUCUGGUGCAACCAAUUACCUUCAGAAGUCACAUAAUUAGUUAAAUAAAGUACACCUGUGUGCAAUCUAAGUGUCACAUGAUCUGUCACAUGAUCUCAGUAUAUAUACACACCUGUUCUGAAAGGCCCCAGAGUCUGCAACACCACCAAGCAAGCGGCACCAUGAAGACCAAGGAGCUCUCCAAACAGGUCAGAGACAAAGUUGUGGAGAAGUACAGAUCAGGGUUGGGUUAAAAAACAAUAUCUGAAACUUUGAACAUCCCACGGAGCACUAUUUAAUCCAUUAUUAAAACAUGGAAAAAAUAUCGCACCACAACAAACCUGCCAAGAGAGGGCCGCCCACCAAAACUCAUGGACCAGGCAAUUAGAGAGGCAACAAAGAGACCAAAAAUAACCCUGAAGGAGCUGCAGAGCGCCACAGUGGAGAUUGGAGUAUCUGUACAUAGGACCACGUUAAGCUGCACACUCCACAGAGUUGGGCUUUAUGGAAGAGUGGCCAGAAAAAAGCCAUUGCUUAAAGAAAUAAAUAAGAAAACGCAUUUGGUGUUCGCCAAAAGACAUGUGGGAGACUCCCCAAACAUAUGGAAGACAGUACUCUGGUCAGAUGAGACUAAAAUUGAGCUUUUUGGCCAUCAAGGAAAACGCUAUGUCUGGCGCAAACCCAACACCUCCCAUCACCCGAGAACACCAUCCCUACAGUGAAGCAUGGUGGUGGCAGCAUCAUGCUAUGGGGAUGUUUUUCAUCGGCAGGGACUGGGAAACUGGUCAGAAUUGAAGGAAUGAUGGAAGGCGCUAAAUACAGGGAAAUUCUUGAGGGAAACCUGUUUCAGUCUUCCAGAGAUUUGAGACUGGGACGGAGAUUCACCUUCCAGCAGGAAAAUGACCUUAAGCAUACUGCUAAAGCAACACUUGAGUGGUUUAAGGGGAAACAUUUAAAUGUCUUCGAAUGGCCUAGUCAAAGCCCAGACCUCAAUCCAAUUGAGAAUAUGUGGUAUGACUUAACGAUUGUGGUACAAUAGCAGAACCCAUCCAACUUGAAGGAGCUGAAGCAGUUUUGCCUUGAAGAAUUGGCAAAAGUCCCAGUUGCUGGAUGUGCCAUGCUUAUAGAGACAUACCAGAAGGUGGCUCUACGAAGUAUUGACUUUAGGGGUGGGGUGGGGGGGUGAAUAGUUAUGCACACUCAAGUUCAGUUUUUUUUGUCUUAUUUCUUGUUUGUUUCACAAUAAAACAUAUUUUACAUCUUCAAAGUGGUAGGCAUGGUAGGCAUGUUGUGUAAAUCAAAUGAUACAAACCCCCCAAAAACUAGUUUAAUUCCAGGUUGCAUGACAACAAAAUAGGACAAAUGCCAAGGGGGUGAAUACUUUCACAAGCCACUGUAUUUAAAAAGAAAAUGGCAUAUAUUUAUAUGGAAAUGUAUCACAAAGCGUGGGUGUGAUGCAGCUGUUGAUGCAUAGCGUUCCCACGCUAAGGUGUUAUUUAGUCCACAUAUCAGUCCCAAAUAUACUGUACAUAUCUUAAUCUUUGUUUAUUCAGCUGAAUAAUCGUUCAGUUUUAAGAAAACAAUUCAGCAAAUUUAUUUUUGCAGAGAAUCCAAAAAAUAAUCAUUGUACCUAUAUUCCCAAGUGUUAUGUUUUAGAUAGUUUAAAAAAGGACAUUGUUGUCAAUGUUAAACCAAGUGUUAAACCACAUUAAUUAUGAAAUUGUUUGUACUCAUAAAUAUUGCAUUUUUUAUGUUUUGUGUUGGUGAAAAUGGGAGAAUAUCCCCAAUUAACACAUUGGUUUUGAAAUAUUGUAUAUAUUUUAGCAAUUACAUUUACUUUUGAUACUUAUGUUUAUUAAAACCAAAUACUUUUUGACUUUUCAUUUUCUAUUAUGGUAUCUUUACUUUUACUCAAGUAUGAUAAUUGGGUACUUUUUCCAACACUGCCAGUUUUGAAUUCAUCUACCGACAAUGUUCCUGUCCUGCUAAGCAUUCAAAAUGUAACAAGCACUUUUGGGUGUCAGGGAAAAUGUAUGGAGUAAAAAGUUCAUUAUUUUCUUUAGGAAUGUAGUGGAGGAAAAUUAAAAGUUGUCAAUAAAUAAAUAGUAAAGUAAAGUACAGAUACCCCAAAAAAACGACUUAAGUAGUACUAUACGUAUUUUUACUUAAAUACUUUACACCAUUGAAAACCGGUCACUAGGGGCAACUGUGAGAGCUAUUACCAUCAAAUAGGGUGUUGCGGAUGAGCUCCAGCUCCGAGGGUCAAGUUUUCAAUCCCAGGGCUAGACCCUCGUUUUGCAUUUUGAGUUUUAACCCUAUCCCAAACCUUAACCAUUACCUUAACAAUUCUGAAUGAAUUCCUAAACUUAACCAUUGAAAUGUUUGUUAAUGGUAAAACAUCAGAUUCUGCAAUGACACUGAGAGCUUGUUGGUCAUUCCACCAAUUAGGUGCCUUUUGAGUAGUAAAAAAACAAAACAAAAUUUUAUAAAGAGCAAAUGUUCAAGUUAAUAAUAAACGUGUUUUCCCAUCUUAAAUUUAAACAAAAUACUAUAGUAAGUGCCUAUUAAAGUAAACAUUUACCCAUUUUGAAUGUUAUAUUGUUUGUGUGCAUCUCUGAGCAAUGUUCUAUCGGUUCCCUUGGUCAAUUCAUGUUUUCAUGUAUAUCUGAGAAAUUGUCGUUCAAGCAGACAGACAUUUGGCAGGUAUGAGGUAGCUUUGAGAUAAAGUAUUUCUUAACAGGGUGGAUAAGCUUUAAUAUAGCAGAUAGAUUGUAGCUUUGAUCAAUGUAAUUGUCUGCAUAAUUUCCAAUCUCCCAUAUAUUUUUGGGGUAUACAUACAUACAUACACAUAUCCACAUCUGUGACCCGAUUCAGGACACUAGGCAUAUGUUGCAAGUUACAACUUCACAGGAGAGCCGUUUGAACGCUAUACAUUUUUUUUGACAGAAAUGCCUUCUCGACCGUGUGAACUUUCAUGUGCCUUAAUAACAAACUUGUAUGCCAUGUGUAAAUACAAAUAAAAUUGUUAAACUACGA
Oncorhynchus keta (chum salmon) is the source of this 4805-nucleotide messenger RNA. It is a transcript of the gene klhdc3l, whose product is annotated as kelch domain-containing protein 3. The transcript is spliced from 9 exons. Bases 205 to 1530 code for a protein of 441 amino acids. Gene Ontology annotation, molecular function: protein binding. NCBI's taxonomy places the organism in Eukaryota, Metazoa, Chordata, Actinopteri, Salmoniformes, Salmonidae. The record is from RefSeq and is a predicted model, not a curated record. Gene Ontology annotation, cellular component: Golgi apparatus.